UGGAUAGGAAUAAAUACUGAAGUGGGGUCGGAGGAGUGAUCCAAUGCAGUUUACCUUAAAUCAAAAGUGUUUGAAUGAUAAAUCUUUAUUCACAUCCAAUGAGUAAUGCCAAAAAGACAAACCUUUUUUUUUGGCUGAUUUCAGUGUAACGUAGAAUUGCCUUUACUCUGUUGUAACAUCAUUUUUGAUCUGUCAAACAAACCUCAACUUACCCUUUUCAGAUAUCCAAAUCAAAUUUUUGCCUUGUUGUUGUUGCUGAUGUACCUAUUUGUUUUUUCAUCUUGAAACAUAAAAAUGGUUAUGGCAGCCACUGUUAAAGUAGGUCUUGGAUCCGUUGGCUUUGUUGUAUUUUGGGUAUUGGCUGUUUUUCCUGCUGUACCUUUCAUGCCUAUUGGAAGGACUGCAGGUUCUCUCCUUGGAGCUAUGCUUAUGGUUGUUUUUGGAGUCAUAACUCCGGAUCAAGCAUAUGCUGCUAUUGAUCUUCCAAUUUUAGGCCUUCUUUUCGGGACUAUGGUGGUUAGUGUUUAUCUAGAAAGAGCAGAUAUGUUUAAAUACUUGGGUAAAUUGUUGGCUUGGAAGAGUCAAGGAGCUAAGGAUUUGCUCUGUAGAAUCUGCUUGAUCUCAGCUGUUUCGAGUGCUUUUUUUACGAAUGAUACGUCUUGUGUUGUAUUAACCGAGUUUGUAUUGAAAAUAGCUAGGCAACAGAAUCUACCACCACAUCCGUUUCUGUUAGCUCUUGCUUCCAGUGCGAACAUUGGAUCUUCAGUAACUCCAAUUGGGAAUCCACAGAACUUAGUUAUAGCAGUACAAAGCAAGAUAUCUUUUGGCAAGUUUUUAUUUGGUAUUUUUCCUGCAAUGCUUGUUGGCGUAACUGUUAAUGCUCUGCUUCUGCUUUGUAUGUAUUGGAAGUUGUUGUCUGUACAAAAGGAUGUAGAGGAUGCUGCUGCGGAACUAGUUCCUGAAGAGGAAGUCGUUUCUCAUAGGUUUUCUCCAGCGACAUUGUCACAUCUCACUUCCUUGAAUUCUCAAGAAUUGAAUAAUUCGUUAGGAGUGAAUGGUCACGCAAAUCAUGCGGAGACGCUUAGGAAUCGUGUCAUUGUUGGAGAGUGUGAAAUACAAAAGGCAUUUGAUUCGUCUAGGAAUUCAAAUGCCUCAACGAAUGAUGGAUCACUAAUGAAAAGAGAGGAGAAUGUGUCUUCAAAGAGAGAUGAAUAUCAAGAUGAUGAAAACUUCAGAGCUUACGACGAAAUGUGCUACUUCCCAAAAGUAUGGAGAAAUAAGCUGUGGAAAAUAUGUGUCUAUCUUGUUACCAUGGGUAUGUUAAUAGCUUUGCUAAUGGGUCUGAACAUGUCUUGGACUGCUAUCACUGCAGCACUUGCGCUCGUGGUUCUUGAUUUCAAAGAUGCCAGACCUAGCUUAGAAAAGGUUUCGUAUUCGCUUUUGAUAUUCUUCUGUGGUAUGUUUAUCACGGUUGACGGCUUUAACAAAACUGGGAUUCCAAGUGCUCUUUGGGAUUUUAUGGAGCCAUAUUCCAAGAUAGAUCAUGCUGCAGGCAUAGCAGUUCUUGCACUUGUCAUUCUGGUCCUGUCAAAUGUGGCUUCAAAUGUGCCUACUGUAUUGCUGCUCGGAGGACGAGUUGCUGCAUCAGCAGCUGCAAUAUCUCCUGAGAGUGAGCAGAAAGCGUGGCUCAUAUUAGCAUGGGUCAGCACCGUGGCAGGGAACCUUUCACUCUUAGGCUCAGCAGCAAACUUAAUAGUGUGUGAACAGGCUCGUCGGGCUCAACACUUUGGCUACAAUCUCUCCUUCUGGAGUCAUCUCAAAUUUGGAGUUCCGUCUACCCUCAUUGUUACAGGCAUUGGUUUGAUGCUCAUUCGAGGAUGACACGUUUUUCAGUCCCCGUUACUGUGUUUUUGAAUCGACAACUAUCAUUCUUGUCUUGUGCAAGUCUUAUGGACAGUCUGGUAUGCAUGGGGUCUAGAAAAGGGCUACAUUACAAGGGUCUAUUGUACGUAGUCUUAUCAUGCAUCUGUUGUUUCCUCAGGUUGAACUUUUGACCUCGUGAUCACAUUACCAAUUCUCUUCGAUCAUCCAGAUCUCAUAAAUCCAACAUCUAUAUAUAUAUAUAUGUAUUGUUUUACUAUAAUCCAACAUGUUAAGAGUUCAUAGUAUUCAAGCUGGCAAGUCGUUCAUAAUGUGAGAUUAUGUUCCUUUAUUUGUUUAUAUAUCAUGAUAAGAUAUAUAAAGAAACUAAUAAUCUUUUUA
Solanum lycopersicum (tomato) is the source of this 2262-nucleotide messenger RNA. Its product is annotated as silicon efflux transporter LSI2-like. NCBI's taxonomy places the organism in Eukaryota, Viridiplantae, Streptophyta, Magnoliopsida, Solanales, Solanaceae. Gene Ontology annotation, biological process: transmembrane transport. The record is from RefSeq and is a predicted model, not a curated record. Gene Ontology annotation, cellular component: membrane.